Molecule: messenger RNA, 288 nt
Organism: Saprolegnia parasitica CBS 223.65
Lineage: Eukaryota; Oomycota; Saprolegniomycetes; Saprolegniales; Saprolegniaceae
Exons: 1
Source: RefSeq, a predicted model, not a curated record
AUGGGCAACAGCAGCAGCAACGCCCGGCGCCGAGCGUCGUCCGCGCGGAGGCGCGCCGAGUCCACGCCGCAGAUGUCGCCUGUCCCGACGACCGAGCCGCCAGCGCGCGACCGCCCGGCGUCGCAGCGCCGUUCGCUGACCGACCUUCCGACGACGCAAGGUGGCAUCGAGCGUGGUCAAGAGGCGGUCGAGGACGCGACCGAUCAGCUCGGGUACUGGUCGCUGCUGCGCCAUGGCUACGAGAGCUUGGUGAAUCUCAUCAUCCGGCCGCCGCGGGCGCAGUACGAC